Aquila chrysaetos chrysaetos is the source of this 6667-nucleotide messenger RNA. RefSeq names its product solute carrier family 22 member 5-like. The record is from RefSeq and is a predicted model, not a curated record. Gene Ontology annotation, molecular function: transmembrane transporter activity; ATP binding. NCBI's taxonomy places the organism in Eukaryota, Metazoa, Chordata, Aves, Accipitriformes, Accipitridae. Gene Ontology annotation, biological process: transmembrane transport; carnitine transport. The coding region runs from base 254 to 1927 and encodes 557 amino acids. Gene Ontology annotation, cellular component: membrane. The transcript has 10 exons.
GCGGGCGAAGGGCAUGCCGGGAGCCGCCUAACGCCGCGCUGAGGGCGGCCGGGCCGGGCAGAGCCGGGCGCUGGCGGCGGCGGCGGCACCGACCGUCCCCACCUGAGGGGCCGCAGCCUGCAAACCCCACCCCCGGCCGCUCCCCCGCCGGCGAGGCCCGGCCCAUGGCGAGGCGCUCGGCGGGUCGGGGCGGCCGCUUGCUGCCCGCUCCAGACGGGCCCGCAGGUAGCGGUAGCGGCGGUCGGGCCGGGCCAUGCGCGACUACGAGGACGUGACCGCCUUCCUGGGCGAGUGGGGCCGCUUCCAGCGGCUCGUCUUCUUCCUCCUCAGCGCCAGCAUCGUCCCCAACGGCUUCAACGGCCUCUCCAUCGUCUUCCUGGCCGGGACCCCCGAGCACCGGUGCGCCGUGCCCCGCGGGGCCAACCUGAGCGGCGAAUGGCGCAACGCCAGCAUCCCGCUGGAGCUGCGGGAAGGGCGGGCGGCGCCGAGCCGCUGCCGCCGGUACCGCCUGGCCGCGCUCGCCAACUUCUCGGCGCUGGGGCUGCGGCCCGGCUCCGACGUGGAGCUGGGGUCGCUGGAGCAGGAGCCCUGCCUGGACGGCUGGGAGUACAGCCGCGACGUCUACCGCUCCACCAUCGUCACCGAGUGGAAUCUCGUAUGUGAUGACGACUGGAAGGGACCCCUGAGCACCUCCCUGUUCUUUGUGGGCGUCCUGCUCGGAUCUUUCUUAUCAGGACAGCUCUCAGACAAGUUUGGCAGGAAGAAUGUGCUGUUUGCAACUCUGGCAAUGCAGACUGGCUUCAGCUUCAUACAGGUCUUCUCUACCAGCUGGGAGAUGUUUUCAGUGUUCUUUGUGCUGGUCGGCAUGGGACAAAUAUCUAACUACGUGGCAGCAUUUGUUCUUGGCACAGAAAUUCUUGGCAAAUCAAUCCGUGUGCUAUUCUGCACGCUAGGCGUUUGCAUAUUUUACGCAUUUGGCUACAUGUUGCUGCCACUGUUUGCUUACUUCAUCAGAGACUGGCGGAUGCUGCUGCUGGCGCUUACUUUACCUGGGCUCCUCUGCAUCCCACUCUGGUGGGUCAUUCCAGAAUCUCCACGAUGGCUGAUCUCCCAGGGAAGAUUUCAAGAGGCAGAAGACAUCAUCCGAAAGGCUGCAAAAACUAAUGGCAUUACAGCCCCAGAUGUAAUACUUGACCCUAGUGAGCUGCAAGAUUUGAAUUCCCAGAAGCAACAGACGUACACCAUUUUGGAUCUAAUGAAAACUCGAAAUAUCCUAACUAUCACAAUUAUGUCAGUGAUUCUUUGGAUGAUAAUCUCUGUUGGUUAUUUUGGACUUUCUCUUGACACGCCUAACUUGCAUGGAGACGUCUAUGUGAACUGCUUCCUCUCAGCAGUGAUUGAAGUUCCAGCCUACGUUAUUUCCUGGCUGCUGCUCCGAAAUCUCCCUCGACGGUAUUCAAUGGCUGCUGCGUUAUUCUUGGGAGGCUGUGUUCUUCUCUUCAUUCAGCUGGUGCCUUCACAUAUUCGUGCACUAUCUAUUCUACUGGUGAUGUUAGGGAAAUUCGGGAUCACAUCUGCCUUUUCAAUGGUUUAUGUUUACACGGCUGAGCUCUACCCAACAGUAGUGAGAAAUAUGGGCGUUGGAGCAAGUUCCAUGGCCUCUAGACUGGGCAGUAUCCUCUCACCUUACUUCGUUUACCUCGGUGCCUAUGAUCGAUUCCUGCCUUACAUCCUGAUGGGGAGUCUGACUGUGCUAUCAGGAAUUCUGACUUUAUUUCUGCCAGAAAGCUAUGGUAUGCCUCUUCCGGACACAAUUGAGCAAAUGCUGUUGGUGAAAGGAUUAGAAUACAGGCCUGCAUCUAGUAGCACAAGAGAUUCCAAGGAGGAAGAAGAAAAUCCAGAGAUUUGUAAAAGCACAGCUUUUUGAUGGAACUCCUCUGUACUUCCUGGUGGACUGAAACUUAAAUGGACUUUUCUUCUAAAAUUCAUUCUAGAAAGGGCUAGUGGCAGCACUUUGUUUCCUCUAAUUUUAACCUUAUUUAUUAAUUUAAACACUGUGUUCCGUACAUUCUCUUUUUAUAUGAACAUAAAUACCAUAUAGCCUUCAAUGAGAUUUUUCAGCCACAGUUGUUGUAAUGCAGUAGUACCAUGGAACGGUAUCUGAUCAAUCCUUUGUAACUUUAAGCGUAUGGUUCAGCUGAAAGAUACUUGAAAAUGAGUUCAGGGGCUGGCAGGCGUACCUGGGUUCCUCAGUGAACCUUCUCCAGAGCUAAUGCACAUCAAGAAGUAAAAAUUGCCAGAAAAAGCUGCUAAUUGGUUUUGAUUCCUUGACUUCUGUCUCUGGACAGGAAACUUAUUUAUUAUAGUGAAGGCUAUAAGAACAUGUCUCUCUGUGAUCUUACUCAAAUGACUUUGCACAUGCUGAAUUUGAUACCAAAUUCAGAAAGAUGCAAAGAAAGAUUUUGAGAAUUAAUUCUAACUUGAUACAUUUAAACUCAAUGUAGAUUGAAAGGGUUGUCUUGCACAAAGUAUUCGUAGCACUGAAAUUUUGCUCACAAAAUUCACUUGAUUCCAGUGCUGCCUGUACCUGUAUGGUAAAGCUGUUUACAUCUGACCCUGGAUGUGGCCUGCUUCCAGGCCACAUUUGUUUUAAAUGAUGCAAACGGUUUCAUCUGUGUGUGGAGGGAGCGGUAUUAGUUUGGGGUUCUUCCCUUUUGAUGUGUGGUGCAAGUUUUAUGUCUAAAUUGUUUUAACAUCUUUUGUGCAAUUUGGAGGACAGAAACAAUUCUCCUGUCUUUCUUCUGUGCUUUUCAUGCACAUGCACAUACACACGCACACAAUUAAUGUAUUUUAGAGACAAAUUUUUGUGUUAAUCUAUGCCACUGCAUUGACCUCAUGGUGGAAUGUACUGAGAGCAAAAUUCAGAAGGUAUUUCUGACCACUGGUUCUCGAUUUCUCAAGUGCCAACUGUACGAUUGCUGUGAGGUCUGUUAUUUCACUUAACUUAUGUAAUCAGUGAAUUGUUUUCAAAUUGUUUGAAAAAAAAAAACCCACAAAAAAAUCUUGUUGACAAUCUGCCAAGAAAUUGUUCCUUGGGACGUGGAAGCACCCUUGGCAUUACCUGUGUUUCUUUAAAUAUAUACAGUAUAUCCAUACACCCAGUCUCGUUUGUGCUAUUCUGAUUAUACCUUGACAGAUGUGAGUGGUGAAAGAUUUCUCUCUUGUGGCACUUGUUUGUGUUUUGUUGUGUCUUGUAGAGACUUAAUAAGCAGAACCUAAACCUUCGUAGCCAAAGCUGUCAGGGGCCUUACUCUCUGCUGCGGCAGCUGGUUGUGGAAGUUUUGCAUUUUCCUACUGUAUUUAAAUACAUAGGUGGCAUCGGCUGAUUCUAGGCUUUUGUUAACCAAUACCCCAUAUUCUGCCCUUGGUAACUGGCUCCAGUAGUCGGACUGAUGGGUGCCCUCCAGACUGCUUGUCCUAGAAACAAGAAGGUAGAAAACACUGUACAGACUAUAGUGGUUUGGUUUGUUCAAACUCUUCCUACCAGUGUCUUGAGCUUUAGGGUUUGCUCUGCUUUCCCUGCAUUUUCUCACCUACUUGUUUAGUAUUUUAAUUUCUGCAUGGAGAAGGAAGUUAGCUAAUGUUACUGGGUCAGAGAACAAUACCGAGAAACAUAGUUUUGUCGUACCAUCAGUUCUUCCGAGGGGAGAAAUCUGAACGUUUGGGCAGGUUCCGUGUCACUCCUGUUAGGUUGACAGGCCCUCGCUAGGCAGGUUUAAAACGCAGUGUGUGAUUUGAAGCUAGUGCGAAAAUUGAGAAUCUGGAUUUUGCAAGCCUCGCUGCACAUCAUGUAAUAGCCUUGACAUGAGCAAAUACAUGUCAGGAGAGUGCAUGUAACAGCCGGUCUCCCUUGCCCAAAAGACAUGAUACAAUUUGUCAGGCUUACCACCUUUUUUUAAAUAUUCACUGCAAACAUAAGAGUAUGUUCUGAAACUUGGUAUAGAUAUUUUUCUUUGUCAACCUUAUUUCUAGGAACUGGAACAUGUAGAAGCAGCUUCUUUUCUGUGUGUUGUAGAAUUAUCUGAUAACCGCAGGAAUCUGAGGCAAAACUCAUUUGUCUGCAACUUCCUUGUAAUGAAUUUGCCAAUGUAAACAACUGUGUCCCAUAAGUCUCUUCCUGUGAAAUGUUUAGGAAAAUAUCCUGAAAUGUAAGAUACGUGCUUGCCUGAUACAUGAACUAGUAUGGAAAUUCCUGUCCUGAAGUGCAGAGUUUAUUUAAUGUCUGAUUUAGCUGUAAUUUCUUAGCCAUUGUUUUAUCCAGGUAUGUACCUUGACAGUGAGACUUUUGUUCUUGAAUAUUUAAAUAUUCUGAUGUUUACUAAAGUUUUUUGUGGGGCUUUUUGUUGUUGUUCUUUAGGGUUUUUUUUAAUCCAGACAAUUGGGGAAUUUCCUGGUUAUGACUACUACUACAAAACGCAAUGGCAAUCUCUUUGUGUCAGAAAAAUACUUUUUUUUUCCCUUGCUUGUAUUUUUAAAAACAGAAAGGAUGAGUCAGAAAUGUAGAAUAUAUUUAAUAUAGCAUACUGGGUUAAUUUGUGUUUACUUUUUUUAUCCUACUCUUUUCAAGUUUGUCUCUAACACAAGGAGCUUGUUCUAGUGGGUAGGCAGAAUCCAGCUAAUAGGCAUUUCCAAAAGAAAUUGAGGGAAUAUUUUAAUAUAGGUAGCUGAUCUGAUCUCUGCAAAUAAAAUGAGGAUUAAAGGACCUGAUCCAGUCGUUGGCAAAUCUUAAGAGUGGCAUCAGUGCUGGCAACAGUAAGACUUUUAGCACUAAGUGUGGCUACAGGUAUACCUGCAGAAUAAAGCACUGCUGCUGCACUGUGCCUUGGCUUUGAAAGGUGUCUGCCAAGUGCCACGUUUUCAGACAUGGCCAAUCCUAGAUAAUGUAUGGUUUCAUUAAUAGACGAGUUGGCACAUCACUCUACAUUACGCUGAUGCAAAGCAGGAUUGGGACUGACUUUCUGAGACUCUGCUGUGAACACACCGCUUUAUAACUUGCAUUUCUGAGACACGUUUCACUCACCUCUGUGGAGCUGUUGUGUGAGUGUCAUGAAAUGAGUCAAGGUCCACAUCGGAGACGCUUCUCUCGGCCUCGUGGUGGAGAGGUGAAGUCACACACAGAUUGUCCCUUCUGGAAAGAGUUGAUGGUUUUUAGUACCAGUAUUGGGAUGCAUCUAAACACGGGUCUUGCCUUGUGUGCUGGCUCAUGGGGAAGGACCUGUUCUGCUGCUCUCUGGGAAAGCCAGUGUUUUUGCUCCUGUUAUCCUCAAAGUAGUAGCGAGUGACACUUUGUAAGGGGGAAGGGACAGAGUUUGCCUUUGAAAGAGCAGUUGUGCUAAACCUGUGAGCUCCUUGUAUUGGGGAGGAAGAUAAUACAGACUUUGACAUUCAGGCUAACCUUAACCUGGGAAAUACUGAAUGGUUUUGGGUGCCCAUAACCUGUAUUACAGCAGCAAUACAGGUUAUACAAAAUUAUCUGGUCAGGCAAAAUUCUCUGUUGCUAGAGAACAAUGCACACUACAGUAUCUUCACCAAGGAAAACAGCAUAUGGCCUUGGGCUGGGAAGUAGGAUCCCUUCCUUUCCAGCUCUUAGACUUACUUCUUUCAUCAUCUUGGGCAUGUUGCAUAAUCCUGUGACUUCAGUUUCCGUGCUUUCAAGUGGAAAUACCAUUAAUUCAAAAGGUACCCUAAUUUCUUGGGAUGUUCAUGCCCCAGUCUGUAUUUGUUAGAUUCUCUGUUCGACUCUCCUGAUGGUUAAUGUAAUGCCUGCAUGAGCAUUAUCUAGUAUUUCCUCUUUCAGAAGCAGGCAACUUCAGAUGACUUCUGACACUACUUUUGUUAGGAGGUGUGAACACCUCCUCCCCUGUUUCCAAGUUACAGUGUGGAAGAAGAAAGCACAGGGAGGUGGUGCAUUUCCCCGGGGAAUUGCAGUGCAGUAAGUCAAGACAAGGACUGGGUUUUGAAUGCUUAAUCAUAUUAUUUUAAUUGCACAGCCCCUUCAUAGUUCUACAAGAAACUGCCUGCAGCGUGCCACCUGUGCGGGUGGGCAUUAUUGAACAUUUUCACCAUGCACCUAACUACAUUGUAAAAAUACGGUUCUUUUCAGAGGACUUUCAUUUUGAGUUAUGACGAUGUUAAUACUGUAUUGCUGAUCUCAAGGAAUUCAAGAUUAAUGUGAGUUAUACCCAUCUCUGCUUUACAGCUGGUUCUGUUUUAUAGUCUCUUUUUAUAGGGCUUUUCUUUUUAACACUCUCCAGGGACCUGCGCACGUGAGCACAGCAAGCGCGCAAGGAAACUGAUGGGACUGUCUCUGCGAAUAAAUACCUAUUUCAGUAUUUGUAGAAUAGAACCUUAACCCUGGCAUUUGUAAAUGGUUUUCUUAAAGCAUAGAAUUGGCUCAGGCACCAUAAUGCCUGCCUUACAAAUGCCUUUGGGGGCACUUUAAACUAGUAAUGGCCACAGCCUUGGAUACAGAAAGAUACAGAAAUUUCUUCUAAGAAUGUAAAUAUUCCUACCUGUAAGUAAAUUGAUUCUUAUCCUAGUUUUUUAUAGAAAAAUGCUGUUCUUUGUAAAAUUCAGAAUAAAAUUGUAUCUGGAAUUAUCUUUAAAA